This is a messenger RNA of Cuscuta epithymum, 925 nucleotides long. The record is from the annotation of a GenBank genome assembly. NCBI's taxonomy places the organism in Eukaryota, Viridiplantae, Streptophyta, Magnoliopsida, Solanales, Convolvulaceae.
UUUUUAUUGUGUAAUGAGUAUCGCUUACGGAGUAUUUUUUGAGAAUCUUUUCGCCUCCCCCAGAACCAGACUACAGUGCCAUGAAGGUCGGAAAGGAUCCAAAUAAACCGAGGAAGCCUCUUACUCCUUUCUUCCUUUUCCUGAAGAGUGGAGGAAUAUGUCCGCCGCCGAUAAAGCUCCUUACUUACUCAAGGCUGAUAAACUGAAGGCGGAGUACAAGAAGAACAUGCGGGCCUAUUGUCGAAAGCAGCAGCUCGAUAAUGGAGGUGCUGAACAGGAACCUAAAAACUCUGAAAGUCCUUCUCAACAAAGCGAUGAUGGCGGAGAAUGUGAAGAAAGAAGAAAGCCCUCUAGUGGAAAUGCUGAAACAUUUCCAGUACAAAAAGUUAGAGGCCAUGUGAAUAUUUUUAGCACAGCAGACCUUCUUAUCCGUUCAAAGAAAAUUCUCAGUCCUGAUAAAGGGAAACCUGGGCAAGCCUCUGAUCCUCACACUGGAAUAGCUUCCAGGAUCCCUAAUACUGUGUUGUUGCCUGAUGCCUCUUCCCCCGUAGAUAAUUCUAUGGGCCUUCCACCUUCGUCAGCUUGUCCACCAUGCCACGGACAUAACAAAAGAAACUCACCUUCUUCUCCCAUUGCCUCGUGUGCUACAAAGAAGCCCCGAGUGAGCAUGGACAAUGAACAGAACAUUUCAUCAAAAAAGGGUACCAUCAAAACUGAAGAAGUGUCAGAGGACGGUUAUCCUCCGUUUGAUAUGGAAAUACUGGAGAGUAUAUUUUCAGAGAAACUGUGCGAAUCUGUGAUGAUAUAUGCCUUCAAGUGUGUUUUUCGCGUCCUUGAAUUAAAAAAUGAUGCCAACACUUCUGCAAGUGAUGACAAGAGUGCUACUGGGAACAAGUUUGAUAUUCUGAUUUCACGAGUCUUGCAA